Fusarium mangiferae is the source of this 2781-nucleotide messenger RNA. RefSeq lists its product as uncharacterized. Gene Ontology annotation, biological process: proteolysis. The coding region runs from base 1 to 2781 and encodes 926 amino acids. Gene Ontology annotation, molecular function: serine-type endopeptidase activity. NCBI's taxonomy places the organism in Eukaryota, Fungi, Ascomycota, Sordariomycetes, Hypocreales, Nectriaceae. The transcript is spliced from 3 exons. The record is from RefSeq and is a predicted model, not a curated record.
AUGUCUCUCCACGCUACAGAAGUUCGACAAGACAAUGGAGAGCCCUCUUGUGGCGACUUUCGGCCUUUCGCUAUCGAAACAAUCGAAAGCAUUAGCGAAAUCGCAAACUCCAUACAACUAAGCUGCAGCGGCAACAACAAAUUCUGCAGCUCCUUGAGCAGUGUCCUCUGGAGUAUUAAGUUGUCUUUACAACCCUUACCUCAGUCUCAUGACGAGGGAAAGAAGAAGGUUGCGAGUCUCUUGAAUAAUCUUGAAAGGCUCUGUAGCUGGCCUCGUCCCUUCUCAAAGAGAAGUACUGAAAUCGGCACGAAGCGUUGGCCAACCCUCAAUGCUCUUCAACAUUCGUCUCAUACGAAUAAUGCAACCGAAUGCAUUCGAAGUUUUGCCUCCACAAAUGACAGUGCCACAGCUGCAAGUCGAGUUCAACUGCUGAAGAGGUUCAAGAAGUUCUCUGGUAAGAGUAUGAAAGAAAAUAUGACAGAGGCUCUGAAAUCACGUCCAAGCGAAGCGCUUUCUUCUGCCAACCAGCUAAAGGUGCAACAAGUGAGCUGCGAGCUGGAUGACGACAUUAGGUGUCUACACCGUACGCUUCUUCAGUACCGAUCGUGCGAGCAAGAAGGCUCUCAACAAAGUAUCGCAGCUCAUAUCCGAUUGAAUGGUUACAGAAGCCUAGUCACCGACGACACCACGGCUGAAUUCGGUGUCCUUUUCUUUGACCAUCCACAUAUAGGAGAAUGCCAUUGGCAAGAUGUAUGUAUUCAGAUAUGGCAGCCACGGCCUUCAAAAGCGCCCAAGGUGCAAUUUACGCGUGAAGACAGUGAGCAGCAAAUGUUAUGCCAGCCUCGUACAAGUUACACGCCUAUCACCUGUGAAAGCUUUUGUAAGCAUAUCAGUGGCCGUAGUCAAGCGCAGCUUCUUCUCUCAGUUCAGAAUGGGGAGCUCCUCAUGCGAAAUUAUCGAGACAUAAGUCGGAAUUGGAUCACAAGCCAACAGGCAGUUCCCUUAGCAGACCUUCUCGACGAACCAAAGGCUAAAUUCACUGAAAAGAUGAAGGCUGUGUUGGCAUUGCUGCUGGCCAAGGCAACGGCACAAUUCUACGACUCGGAUUUCAUAGGCCAAGGCUUCACAAAGGACAACAUCCAAUUUCUUUUUGAGGAGCGAGAUAGGAUUGAGGGGGUAUACGUCAAUGAGCCGAUGCUGCUUCUUCGAGUCAAUGAGGACGAUACAGAUAAAUCGGAGACUCAGGAUGAUAUCAUGCCAAUGGCAAUGAUACAUGAUAUGCCCAAGAUUCUUGCUCUUGGCCUAUUGCUCCUCGAACUGGAGACAAGAACUUCCAUGAAAAGUUAUCGGGACGACCCAGACUUAUGUCCACCCGGCGCAAUAAACAUCAAUACUGACUAUAAGAUUGCUGGAAAGCUACUUGAUCCUAAUCAUCCAGCCUACAUCCUUCCAGAAAUGGCUCCCCUGUCCCCGUUCAGGACAGUUCUCCCAACAUGUAUCAAAACUGGAGAGCUUGCGAGGAGAAUGCGCGAGAAUCUCAGCGCCCAGAAACGGACGAAUGUUGAUGUGUCUAACGCGAUGCGAUCUGUUAUCUACAGCGAGAUUGUUGUCCCGUUAGAGAAAUGGGUCAGUAGUUAUCAAAACCCGGACACAGUCAACGUUCUAUAUAAAUUACUACAAAGGCGGUUUGCAGCUACGCCACGAGUCAUCGAGACUUCGCGACAGGUUCUGUCUAGACCAGAAGUCAAAACGUUCGCUGUCAGCGGCAUUAAUAACGAAGCUAGGUAUCUCUACGAAUAUGAUGUUGGUAUUACUGAUCAAAUACUAAAUGACUAUAGGAAACGCCAACUCUCACAAGAAUGGUUCGAAAACUACGACAGACUCAAGGAUACCCUUCAACCAGAAGACUUUGAGACCGGACCGGGAUGUCAGCGAGUAAAGAUCGCCAUCUUAGACACCGGCAUUCGCUUAGAUGACCAUGACCACUACCGUAAAUUUGGAAUCAUAGCGGAGUACAAAGACUACGUAAACAAUAACAGCAGUAACCCAGAUGAUGAGACAGGCCACGGCUCUGCUGCUGCUUCUCUUUUAAUUCGAACCUUCCCGAAUGCAAGUCUAUAUCUCGCGAGGGUCCUCAAGACAAACAAUCCGACACGCUCAGAGGUCCAGAAUGUCGUGGAUGCAAUCGACUGGGCUACAAAGCAUGAAGUGGACAUCAUCACCAUGGCUCUUGGGUUCAAGGAAUACCAACCAGAAAUUGCCAAAGCAAUUGCUAGGGCUCGCUCAAAGCAAAUUCUUAUCUUCUCAGCUGCAUCCAACUCACAAAACAUGCAGAGGAUUUACUUCCCUGCUAAGGACCAUUACCAAGUCUUCGGUAUCUUCUCAACCAAUGCUGGCAACCGAGAGUCCAGAGACUUGAACCCUUCUCCUGAUGAGAGGCAGCAUAGUUUCGCAAUCUUCGGUGAAGGCGUCGAGAUCGCGGAGGACAAGCCUUUACUCAGUGGAUCCUCGUACUCUACAUCUAUUGCAGCGGGUCUGGCGGGCAUGCUGCUGGACUUUUCGCGGCAGGAGACAGAUAAAGAAGAUGUCCCUGACAUCUCCCGCUUGAGAGACAUGGAGGUAAUGACGCGAAUAUUUUUAGAGAUGGCCAGGGAAAGUAGUGAUGGGAGAUAUAAGUGCAUUCGACCUUGGGAUCUCUUAAAGAGUGGGAAGGAUAUUCAUCGGGCGAAGCAGCGUGAAUGGAUCCGCGGAACUAUCGAAAGACUAUUAGACAAGAUUUAG